AAUGGGUUUUGUUUUGUUUUUAUUUACCGGAUUCCGGAAAAUAACAGUUAAAGGCAGCAGCGUCCCUUUUUAUUCUGCCGUGUGUUUACAAAUUCGUUAUGUUCAAGAAAGGCCCACGCUAAGCAUCCGCCUAUGUGGUCGGAAUUGCCUCCUCCUCUAUUGAUUCCUCUUUUGAGAUCUGCAACUCUGUUGCAUCCGAAUUCCAACUUUCUUCAACUCAGCAACUCCAAAUCACCAACUGGGCUUUCUUGAAAACAGCUGUAAGAUUUGAUUCCUUUCUUCUUGGAUAUGUGAAUAUGGAGACGAAAGGUAACAUAUCUGAUUAUAGAAGGAAGCUGGACAAGACACUGGCAUCACCUGACUUGACAAAUCAUGAAAUCCUUCGGACCCUUGUCAAGAAUCAAAUUUUACAAUCAUCGGCUUGUCGUCUUGAAGGAUGCACGGAGAUUGUUGUCGAAAGAAGAAGCAAGGAGGUCUCCAAUUUUCUCAGUAUGUUGAGGAGUGCCUCCGUCAAUGAUGUCGAGAAGUCACACGGUGCCUGGAAAGUAAAACAGGACACAGAAGAACUCCGAGUUAUGUACCGAGAAGGACCAGAAGGCACUCCCUUUCACAUGCUACUUGCCGAAGGCUAUGUGGAUGGACCGGUCGAUGUUUGUAUGUGUAUUUCAUGGGAGUCGAGCCUCUAUCAGAAAUGGUGGCCUCAAAUUGUAAUCCCAACGUUCAAAGUUGUCUCAUCCCGGUGUUUACAAAGAGUUAGAACUGGUGAACAGAUAUCUUUAGUAAGGAUGAAGGUUACAUGGCCGCUAUCAAGCAGAGAGGCCCUCAUUCAUUAUUUUGCAUUUGAGUACUUCCAAGAUGACCUUAUUGUCGUGCUCCUUAACUCGAUCUCCAACGCUGAGGCAAUCGACACAAGCACUCAUGGAUUUACCAGGGAUGGGAUACCUGAUGCAGAGGAAGUGGUGAGAAUAGAUGUUGUCGGAGGGUUUGCCUUACAGAAAGUCACUGCUAAUAGGAGUUACUUCAGGACAAUAGCAAGCAUGGAUAUCAAACUAGACUUUGUUCCUCCAACAAUCAUCAAUUUUAUCUCGAGGCAGCUCAUUGGUAGCGGUUUCAAGCUCUAUAAAAAGGAAGUCGCUUCCGUUUCUAAAGGUGAUGAAAAAUUCUGCGAAGCUUUAAAGGAACCUCUUUACGCUCGUAUGCGCGAGGCUCUUUAUUCAGGAAAUAUGAGUCUGAAUCUAGAGAGUGUAGAAAGAAGCUCAUCAACUAUGGUUGAGGAAAGUAGAGAAGCAUCUGGAGAUGAUGAUGCUCAGGAAAAUAGGCGGUGUGAUGACUCUAUUGUUGGUUCAGAAGCUGAGGAAGUAAUGGUUGGAGACAAAAACAAGCAAAGUGAAAUUGAGGAGGUGGAAGAAAUACAUGCAACAGGAAGUAAGUCAUUAGAGAAUGAGGAGGAAUCCGUUAUUAGCACUAAAGGGGAAGAAGCUCUGACAACCACCCGUGGAAUUGGAGAAAACUAUAUUGGACCCAAGACUAGGAAGAAGGUUCACGUUCGGCCAGAAGUAGAACAAGCUCUGAAAACAUUGGACAAGGUAAUUUCCAUGUUUCGGGAGAAUAAAUGUGGUCCUGAAACAGGUCGGCCCAGCAUUAAUAAGAUAAACUUAACUAAUUUAGAGAAGGAAGCUGUGGAAGAUUCAACGUCUUCUGGAGCUGAUCAAAUGAGUGGAAAGAAAGGGAAUACUGCUGAAUCUUCAAAAAUCGAUACACAAGACUUGGAUACACUUGAAUGUGGAACGGCCAGCUCAGACAGUCAUGCUUCAAGGUAUAAGGGGUCCAAUUCUUACGUAAGGGACCAAAGCAAGAUUGCCCCAGCCUCACCAGAUGAAGACCGAUCAAACCCAUCUAACUCUAACCACAUUGCUUUGCAUGCUUCCAUGAAUCAGUCAACUGACUCAACUGUCUUCGAGAAAGUACCAGAAAACUACACUCUGAGUGCUGAUGCAAACAGUCAGAUGGGAACUCGGGUGCCUAAAACGAAAACCAAGAACUCGUGGUUUUGCUGCUAUAGUUCAUUGUAAGGUACUAUGAGUAAAGCAGCUUCUGUUCUAAUUCUUUGAACAUGUAACGUUGUGGACUCCAUAUAUGCAAGCAAGUCGAGUUGAACUUCA
Molecule: messenger RNA, 2162 nt
Organism: Sesamum indicum (sesame)
Lineage: Eukaryota; Viridiplantae; Streptophyta; Magnoliopsida; Lamiales; Pedaliaceae
Source: RefSeq, a predicted model, not a curated record